AUGGAUUCGGAUGCUACUUUUCGUGACUGGAAUCGGGUACCCGCAUGCUCAACCGAAGCCGGCCUAUGCGUCAUUUAUGCUCACGUGGAAAAAAGGCAUCCGAUGACUCAUCCCUUGUCACCCCACCAUUCGCUUAGCCCCGUUACGCGACACCUCUCAGCACUUUUAUCUGACCAGCGCCCUAUCUCCUCACCUCGAGGCGUCAGACCCAAUUUCACAUUUCACCAGCAUUCUCCUCUCGCGCACACACGCACACACGCACGCCAACACAACUCGUCAGUCUGA
Messenger RNA from Protopolystoma xenopodis, 285 nucleotides. The record is from the annotation of a GenBank genome assembly. Lineage: Eukaryota; Metazoa; Platyhelminthes; Monogenea; Polystomatidea; Polystomatidae.